Sus scrofa (pig) is the source of this 960-nucleotide messenger RNA. It is a transcript of the gene OR2T6, whose product is annotated as olfactory receptor family 2 subfamily T member 6. The record is from RefSeq and is a predicted model, not a curated record. Gene Ontology annotation, cellular component: membrane. Gene Ontology annotation, molecular function: olfactory receptor activity; G protein-coupled receptor activity. Gene Ontology annotation, biological process: G protein-coupled receptor signaling pathway. NCBI's taxonomy places the organism in Eukaryota, Metazoa, Chordata, Mammalia, Artiodactyla, Suidae.
AUGCACGGAGAUAAUAAGACCUUUUCCAGUGAUUUCACCCUCACAGGGCUCUUCACUAACAAUAAAGCCUCUGGAUUCCUUUUCAGUGUCAUUUGUGCCAUCUUCUUCAUGGCCAUGAUAGCUAAUGGGGUCAUGAUCUUCCUGAUCCACAUAGACCCUCACCUCCACACCCCCAUGUAUUUCCUGCUCAGCCACCUGUCCUUCAUUGACAUGAUGUUCAUCUCCACCAUUGUUCCCAAGAUGCUGGUUGAUUAUCUUGUGGGCAAGGGGACCAUCUCCUUCUUUGCCUGUACAGCCCAGUACUUUCUCUAUCUGGGCUUUGUAGGGGCUGAAUUUUUCCUGCUGGGACUCAUGGCCUAUGACCGAUAUGUGGCUAUCUGCACCCCACUCCGCUAUCCUGUGGUCAUGAGCCAUCGGGUCUGUUGGGUGAUAUUAACCACCUCUUGGUUUGGUGGUGCUUUAGACAGCUUCCUCCUUACUCCUAUAACCAUGAGUCUACCAUUUUGUGCUUCACACAAAAUCAAUCACUUCUUUUGUGAGGCACCCACCAUGCUGAGGUUGGCCUGUGGUGACAAAGCUGUAUACGAAACCGUGAUGUACAUUUGCUGUGUCAUGAUGCUGCUAAUCCCCUUUUCUGUUGUAAUUGCUUCCUAUGCCCGGCUUCUCAUCAUAGUUCACCAGAUGAAAUCAGCAGAAGGGAAGAAGAAGGCCUUUGCUACGUGCUCUUCACACAUGAUGGUGGUGAUGUUGUUCUAUGGGGCUGCUCUAUACACAUAUAUGCUUCCCCAGUCUUACCACACCCCAGUCAAAGACAAGGUCUUCUCUGCCUUUUACACUAUCCUCACUCCCUUGUUAAACCCUCUUAUCUACAGCCUGAGAAACAGAGAUGUGAGUGGGGCCUUAAAGAGGGCUUUGGCCAGAUGUCAAAGGAACCAUGGUGUGACAAGAGAAGAAUUCUGA